AUGAAAGAGCCCCGGCCCCAUACCAGAGAGCGUCCUGCCCCCUGGACACGAGCCCAUCUUCUGUCCCGAGGGCAGGGGGCUGGGCCCAUGGGGGCAAACUCAGCUCCCUUCCCUAGAGCAUCCGGACUCCUGGGCAUAAGUCCAGCUCCCAUCCCCAGAGGGGUUGGACUCCAAAACAUGAGCCAGGCUCUCCUCCCAAGGCCUGGUGGCCUCUUGGGUACAACUCCGGCUCCCAUGCCAGGUGGGGCCAUGACCUUGGGCCAGAACUGUGCUCCUGGUGUAAGGGGGACCAGACCUCAAGACACAAGUCAAGUUCCCUUCCCCAGGGCAGGUGGCCUCUUGAGCAUUAGCCCGACUCCCAUCCCAAGGGGCAUGGGAGCCCUGGGCCUGAACCCAACUAUCCUCCCAAGGGCAGGUGGCCUCCUGAGCACUAGCCCAGCUCCCACCUUGCUGGGAACUGGUGCCAUGGGCCCAAGCCCAGCUACCCUACCAAGGGCAGGUGGCCUCCUGGGCCCAAGCCCAGUUCACACCCCAAGGGCAGGUGGCCUCCUGGGCACUAGCCCAACUUCCACCCCCAGGGGCAUGGGUGCAAUGGGCCAGAAUCCAGCUACUCUUCCAAGAGCAGGUGGGCUCCUGGGCUCCAGCCCAGCUCCCAUCCCUAAAGCAGGUGGCCUCCUAGGCACUAGUCCGGCUUCCAUCCAAAGGGGCACUGGAGCCCUGGGCCCCAGAGCAGGUCCUGUCCCGAUGGCGCCCGGCGCCCUGGGCCCCAGAGCAGGUCCUGUCCCGAUGGCGCCCGGCGCCCUGGGCCCCAGAGCAGGUCCUGUCCCGAUGGCGCCCGGCGCCCUGGGCCCCAGAGCAGGUCCUGUCCCGAUGGCGCCCGGCGCCCUGGGCCCCAGAGCAGGUCCUGUCCCGAUGGCGCCCGGCGCCCUGGGCCCCAGAGCAGGUCCUGUCCCGAUGGCGCCCGGCGCCCUGGGCCCCAGAGCAGGUCCUGUCCCGAUGGCGCCCGGCGCCCUGGGCCCCAGAGCAGGUCCCAUUCCUACAGCAGGUGGCCUCCUGGGCCCUAGCCCAGCUCUUGGCCCAAUGGUGACCAGAGCCCUGGGCCCUAGCCUAGGUCCCAUCACAAGGGCAGGUGGCCUCCUUGGUACUAGUCCAGCUCCCAUCCCACUGGGCACUGGAGCCCUGGGCCCGAAUCCAGCUCCCAUCCCAGUGGAAACGGGAGGUCUGGGCCGAAGUCCAGCUCCCAUCGUGAGGGCAGGUGGCCUCCUAGGCCCGAGCCCAGCUCCCAUGCUGAGGGGGACUGGAGCCCUGGGCCCGAGCCCGGCUCCCAUGCUGAGGUCAGCUGGCCUCUUCGCCACUCGACCAGCUGACACCCUACCUAUGAAUCCAUUCUCCUUUCCAAGGGAGGGAGGCCCCUCAAGUGCAACCCCAGCUACCAUCACAGGAGUUGGCUUACCCUUGACCAUGAACCUGGCUUCCAGCCCAAGGGCUGGUUGCCUCCUAGGCAUGAACCCAGCUCCAGUUCCAAGAACAACUAGCUCCCUGGGCAUGAACACAGCUCGCAUCACACGGGGGCCUGCCAUGCUGGACACUAGACCUACUGGUCCCCUAGGUCGGUCUCCCUUCCCCAGGACAGCUGGUCCCCAAAGUGUAAACCUGACUCCCUUCCCCAGGGUGGGUGAGCCCCAGAGCAUGAACCCAGUCCCCUUCUCCAAAGCAGCUGGCUCCCAGGGGCCAAACUCAACUCCCUGCCCCAGGCCAGCUGGACCCCUAGGGCCAAACCCAGUUCCCUGCCCUAGGCCAGCUAUCCUCUUUCCUAAUGGGAUAUUGCCAUCUCCCAUUAACAACACAGCCAGGCUGCGGUGGUGCUGAUUCUCUCCUGCCCCGGGGUCUGUGAGAGAUGAUCAAGAGUGCAGACAUACUCCUGACAUCUGCCUUGCCAACAACCUGGGACCUAGCACAGUCUCAGCUUUUCCCAGAGCCUUGCUCGGUUCUGGACUCCAGGGGGCCAUAGGCCAGCAGCCCCUCGUCCUCCUAGACGUGGUGGAGCACUGUGUGUUUGUGACCUACUCCUCAGGGAAUGCAGAUCUCAGGCCCAGCAACUCCAGCACUGGCCCCUUGCCUGCACAGCGGGGAGUCCAGAAGCCCGCACCUCCUCUGUCUGGCAGUAGUGCUCAGAACUGGAUCAGUGAGCCAGAGUAGCCCGUUCUGAAGCAGCCCCUUGGCGUAACCCCAGCCACGCAGCUGCUGGUGGACACAGCAGGUGGCAUCACCUUUCUUGCUCAGCCAGAAGCCAACUGACUUUUCGUUCUGGUUUUGUGUUCCUUCUUGCUGCCCCUUGAAUAAAAGUGACAGGAGGGUCA
This is a messenger RNA of Caretta caretta (loggerhead turtle), 2360 nucleotides long. It is a transcript of the gene DERPC, whose product is annotated as DERPC proline and glycine rich nuclear protein. The record is from RefSeq and is a predicted model, not a curated record. NCBI's taxonomy places the organism in Eukaryota, Metazoa, Chordata, Testudines, Cheloniidae.